Molecule: messenger RNA, 2052 nt
Organism: Microtus oregoni (creeping vole)
Lineage: Eukaryota; Metazoa; Chordata; Mammalia; Rodentia; Cricetidae
Gene: Get4
Product: guided entry of tail-anchored proteins factor 4
Exons: 9
Coding region: 84-1070 (328 amino acids)
Biological process (GO): protein insertion into ER membrane
Cellular component (GO): cytosol; BAT3 complex
Molecular function (GO): protein binding
Source: RefSeq, a predicted model, not a curated record
GUGCGGUGGCCGCAGGGACGGAAGCCGGGAGGCGCCGCCGACCGCGCCUGCGACAGCGUCAGCUCUGCGCGGAGCGCCGGCCCAUGGCGGCGGCGGCGGCGGCGAUGGCAGAGCAGGAGGGUGCCCGCAACGGCGCCCGCAACCGCGGUGGCGUCCAGCGCGUGGAGGGCAAGCUGCGUGCCAGCGUCGAGAAGGGUGACUAUUACGAGGCGCACCAGAUGUACCGGACCCUCUUCUUCAGAUACAUGUCCCAAAGCAAACAUGCAGAGGCCCGGGAGCUCAUGUACUCAGGAGCAUUGCUCUUCUUUAGUCAUGGCCAGCAGAACAGUGCGGCUGAUUUGUCCAUGCUGGUCCUUGAAUCCCUGGAGAAGGCAGAGGUGGACGUAGCUGAUGAGUUAUUGGAAAAUCUGGCUAAAGUGUUCAGUUUGAUGGAUCCAAACUCCCCUGAGCGAGUAGCUUUUGUGUCCAGAGCCCUGAAGUGGUCCAGUGGAGGGUCUGGGAAGCUGGGCCAUCCUCGGCUCCACCAGCUGCUGGCCCUAACGCUUUGGAAAGAACAAAACUACUGUGAGUCUCGGUAUCACUUCCUGCACUCCACUGACGGUGAGGGCUGCGCCAACAUGCUGGUUGAGUACUCCACCGCCCGAGGCUUCAGAAGUGAAGUGGACAUGUUCGUGGCCCAGGCUGUGCUACAGUUUCUCUGUUUGAAAAACAAGAACAGUGCACUGGUGGUCUUUACAACGUACACACAGAAGCACCCAUCCAUUGAGGAUGGGCCACCCUUCGUUCAACCCCUGCUCAAUUUCAUCUGGUUUCUGCUGCUGGCUGUGGACGGUGGCAAGCUGGCUGUGUUCACAGUGCUGUGCGAGCAGUAUCAGCCGUCUCUGCGGAGAGACCCCAUGUACAACGAGUACCUCGACAGGAUUGGACAGCUCUUCUUCGGUGUGCCGCCAAAGCAGACAUCCUCCUAUGGAGGCUUGCUAGGGAACUUGCUGAGCAGCCUCAUGGGCUCCUCAGAGCAGGAGGAGGGGGAAGAGAGCCAGGAUGACAGCAGCCCCAUCGAGCUGGACUGAAGCUGCCUGGCCAGCAUGGAGAUGCCCAUGGCCGGCACCACUGGGAUGGAUUCAGUGCCAGGCUGGGCACGAGGCCCCUUACCAGUGGGCUCCUGCUCCGCAGCUGGAGGGGCCACCUGUGCAGAGUCUGUCCCUAUUUAUGUAUGGUGGCUGAGGGCUGUAUGGCCAGGACCAAGAGCAAGGCCCAGCUCCUGCUGGCCAACCGUGUUCCUUCAGAUCACCCACAAUAAAGCGCAGGCCUUGCUGCAGCACCCCGCUGCCAUCCUUGUCUCUGGUUCCUUGGGGAGGGCUGCAGGGUGACAGGCAGCCUGGCGUCAGCGACUGGUAUCCCUUCUCCUGUGUCCAGUGCAGCCGUGGCAUACUGGAGGAAUGGUGGCCACUGCUGUGAGCCAGGCAGAUUCUGAGUCCUGAGGAUGAGAUCGGGUUUCUUGUUUGAAUUUUGUUUGGACACAGAGUCGUUUUGCAAUCAUGGUGAGCUUCCCAGCAUCAGAGCACAUGUGCUGUGGUGGGCAGACUCCUUGGAGGUCGCAAGCAGCUGGCCAGGGCCAUGUCCCGUGAUCUGUAGGGCUUUGGCCCCUGCUGUAGUCUGUGGGCUUGUCUAUUCAAGCCGCAGCUCUGCUGGUCCCCAUGAGCCCCACACCGCUGCUCUGGAGAUGUUUUAAAGGUGCCGUAGACUUUCAUGUCCUCCAUGUUGCAGUAUUUUACUGGGUGAGGAAUUUUUCAACCUGAUGUUUUAGGACUUAACCAAAUAACCAGUCCAGGAAUGAGCAACCCCAUCCAUUACCACAGAUAAUAUCCACGCUACCAAUCUGAUUAUAAAGGGAGACACUUUAUUUUUUCACAAUUAAAAUAGAGUUGUAGAUUAAUACAUCUCUAUCUUGCAUGGGAAGGAGGGAAAUAUGCGUUAUUUACUGUAAAAAAAAUGGAAUUUAAAGGAAGGCUUGUGUCACCUGUUGACUAUAAAUAAAUCCUUUCUACUGGG